UCUCAGCCACCAACUCUCUUCUCUUUUUGCCUGAAGGCAGAGGCACAGCACCGCUAGCACCAAACCUCUGGGGACAAUGCGAUGAGCCAGAGAGAGACUGCAAUGCCACAGCUUUCCAACACAUGUUCUGUAAUGCACACGGAUGCAUGUGUUUCCUGGCAGACAGGACCAGAAUAAAUUUAUCCAUGACUAAUACACAAAUGAAGAGCACUCUUUUUCUGAGUAACAGAGCCAUAUGCAAGUUGGGAGAGCAGGAAAGGAUUUCACACCCGCUGUAGAGGAAAAAAAAUGAGGACCUGAGCCAUCGAGCCUGAGCUGGAUACAAAAGCGGGAGCAAUGUGUCCAGUAGGAGGAGAAAAAAGAUUACAUUGUAUAUAACCCAAAGGACCAUCAAGGUGUGAGAACUGUAAUUUACCACAUUCAACAAUGAUGAGUGACAUAAAGAGAGAGAACUGACCAAAAGUGAAACAGACAUACAGACUCACUGGAGAUGCAACAUGAGAGCUGGCUCACACCUCAGAGCUGGCUAGUUACACAACUUCUGAUUUGCAAUGACACAUAUGGAAGUGCAACAUCAACACUGGGUAUAAACCCCUCAGGACACCCACCAUACGCAUCGCAUUGUCUCCAGGGAUCAAGGAUUGGUCGGAAGCUGCUGACGCCUGCCCUGACGAGUGUGACCGCUGUCUCAGUGAAUCAGUAGUGCCAUACAGCCUCAAGACAUGCAGUGGAGGCGGCGCCACUGCUGUACACAUAUUGCAGGACUCCUAUAUCUCCUCUCUCUGCUGGGGGUCCUGGUCUUUCUGGUACAUCAAGAGUGGCUGCCUGGGCUUACAGGUAUGCCAUGGCGAAGAGGGCAUCCUGUGGUUUACGGGGGCGGUGGGCUACAUUCCACCAAAGCCAAAGGAAACCUGAGCUCCCAGCAUUCCCUAUGGAGGUUUGUGAUUGUUCCUCAGCCGUCGUUAAAGACAGACACCAACAUCAGCUUCUACCAGGAGGAUAAUGACUCCUUUCCUCAGGAGGAGACGGGUCUCGAGAACUCUCUGGCAGCCAACACAACCCAAAAUGAAGAGGGAGGCCUUAAUAGCAAGCUAACCCAAGGCCCUUACCCUUAUAUCAUUAAUGAGCCAGACAAAUGUGCAGAGGGCAAACCAGCACCAUUUCUGGUGCUGCUGAUAGCCACUGAGGCUCGGCAAGUGGAGGCCAGGAAUGCCAUUCGACAGACAUGGGGGAAUGAGAGUGUUGCUCCAGGCCUAGGAUUCAUCCGACUGUUCCUGCUCGGGACGAAUGAAGGGGAGCUGGGACACUUACAGCAAAGGAUGCUGGAAGCUGAGAGCAGGAGGCAUCAUGAUAUCAUUCAGCAGGACUUUCUGGAUGCCUACAAAAACCUGACCAUAAAGACUUUGAUGGGGAUGAACUGGGUGGCAAUACACUGCCAACAAGCUAGCUAUGUCAUGAAGACAGACAGUGACAUGUUUGUCAACACAGAGUACCUCAUCUAUAAGCUGCUUAGGCCAGAACUAAAGGCCAAGAAGAACUUCUUCACAGGCAAUAACAUGAGAGGCUUUGCGCCCAACCGAAAUAAAAACAGCAAGUGGUAUAUGUCCCCUGAGCUGUACCCAAGUGAGAAGUACCCCACCUUCUGCUCCGGAACAGGUUAUGUGUUCUCUGGGGACUUGGCGUGGAAAAUCUACAGAGCCUCUUUAAGCAUCAGGCGUCUGCAUUUGGAGGAUGUGUACGUUGGCAUUUGUCUUGCCAAGCUGCGGAUUGAGCCCACACCACCACCCAAUGAGUUCCUGUUCAAUCACUGGCGGGUGUCAUACUCCAGCUGCAAGUACAGCCAUCUAAUAACAUCACAUGGGUUUCAUCCCAGUGAACUACUUAAAUAUUGGCAUCACCUUCAAAUCAACAAGCACAAUGCCUGCAUCAACUCAUUUAAGGAUAAGAUGGGCUGGCUACACACAAACAGAAUGAAUGGAGAGAAACCUGUUUGAUGACUCUGAAGUUUAAAUUAAAACAUUAAGACACUUAAGACAUUCCAUCCAACUCAAAAUUUAGAUUAUGUUUUUGAAUGAUAUUCCUAUACCUGUUUCUCUGAAGUUGACACACACAGACUGGUACACAUUUUAUCCACAUGGAAAUUCAAAACAAACAUGAACUUUGCAAGUC
Molecule: messenger RNA, 2169 nt
Organism: Myripristis murdjan (pinecone soldierfish)
Lineage: Eukaryota; Metazoa; Chordata; Actinopteri; Holocentriformes; Holocentridae
Product: beta-1,3-galactosyltransferase 2-like
Exons: 2
Coding region: 723-1994 (423 amino acids)
Biological process (GO): protein O-linked glycosylation
Cellular component (GO): Golgi membrane
Molecular function (GO): N-acetyl-beta-D-glucosaminide beta-(1,3)-galactosyltransferase activity
Source: RefSeq, a predicted model, not a curated record